Aphanomyces invadans is the source of this 2465-nucleotide messenger RNA. RefSeq lists its product as hypothetical. The transcript has a single exon. Gene Ontology annotation, molecular function: protein binding. Bases 1 to 1152 code for a protein of 383 amino acids. The record is from RefSeq and is a predicted model, not a curated record. NCBI's taxonomy places the organism in Eukaryota, Oomycota, Saprolegniomycetes, Saprolegniales, Verrucalvaceae.
AUGUCUGGUGCGCCACCCGCACGUGUCGUCCUCGCAUGCCAGGACCUCAUCGAAGCCAUUGCGACGUUCCAACGAGGCAUCUACUACGACAUGCGCCCGUUUGUGACGGUGGCGAAUCCAUGGACCCACCUGCGCCAUAGUUGCGUGGACGAAAAAGAUCUCGAACUGACCGCGAUGGCGUUCGCCCCGUUUCACGAUAUCGUGUCCAUGUGGUACACCAAGUGGGGCCACGAGCGCCUUCCCAAGCUGCUGGCAUGCCUGCCCCACCUGCGCGACAUCGUUGUGUCGCAUGCAGUAUUCAGCGGCAACCUGCCUGUGCUCCAGAUGCUGCCAGCACAGACCAUACAGGCCGUGCGAUACCCAUUGCUGGACCUGGCAGCAUUAACUGGCCGUAUGGACAUCCUAGACUAUCUCCAUGCAGUUGUGCGCCACAAUGGAUGCACAAUAUGGGCCAUUGACAAAGCCGCGCACUACGGCCACAUCGACGUCGUGCGAUACCUUCAUGAACGACGGACGGAAGGAUGUUCUGCCUGGGCUAUCAUGGCUGCCGCUAAGUACGGUCAUCUCGACGUCGUCAAGUUUCUUCAUGCCCAUCUAGCCCACCCGUGCUUGAAAUGGGCAUUGGAGCACGCAGCGGGGGCGAACCACGUAGAUAUCGUGGGGUACAUCAUCGAGUCGUUGGGGAAGGACCAAGUGUAUGGUGCAAAUGCAAUGAACAAAGCGGCGCAUCAUGGACAUGUAGCCAUGCUCGAGUUGCUCGAUUCCCACGGGUUGCAAUGCACGACGGACGCCAUGGACUUUGCUGCAUGUUGUGGCCAUCUUGACGUCGUCCAAUGGCUCCAUUCGAACCACGACGGCGGCUGCACAACGCUUGCCAUGGACGAAGCUGCCAGGAACGGUCACUUGGACGUCGUUCGAUGGCUGCAUACCCAUCGCCAAGAAGGGUGCACGAAGCAGGCCAUCCAUCACUCCAUCAUGAACAAACAUUGGGACGUCGUGCGAUACCUCAUCACCCACCAACUGGAAGGCAAUGGUCGCGACGCGCUUGAUCUAGCCAUGCACGACCCCAACGCCCCGAGCGACGUGGUCGCUCUGCUACGCGACAAGGGCGCGCCGGUCGGCGUUUCCACGAUCGUGCCAGAACUGGCAUAGCUGUCUGCUCUGCGGCCGUCGGGCAACGUUAUCCCCCAUGCUUAUGAUAAAGAUAUAUCCAUCCAACGAGCCCACGACGACGUGGCGCGCUACGUUGCUGCAAAGCGGCAACUAAAACCCUUCAAAGUAGUCUUGACCCGUGUACUUGGUCACUGAAUGGGCUUCGUUGCACCGGUCAAAGUUGGAUACGUCCGCUGCGCCCUUGAUAACGGGAACGUACGGGGCCCGCAGUGACUUGUGGACGAGGCCAUUCCAGUCGAACGAGGCCGAUGCGAACCACGGAUGGUGGACCACGUCGUUCAUGCCGCCCGCCAACGAUCCUAUCCAUCGAAGUUAGUUGGCAUGUCGAUGGACGCGCGCACGCACCAAGACGAAGGCCGGGGUUCGGCUCGAGCAACUUGGUGAUCAAGUCUUGGGCCAACGGGUCAAACUUGGCGUGAAAUUUGAGCGCGGUCUUGGCAUGGAUGAUCUUUUCAAAGAUGCGCUGUUGCUCUUGAUGCUGGAACGGUGUGCGUCCCGAGAGCAGCUCGUACAGGAGGCACCCGAGUGCCCAGUAGUCGACUGCUUUGUCAUGGCCUUUGUUCAGGACGAGCUCGGGGGCCAAGUACUCGGGCGUGCCACACAACGUAAACGAUUUCUCGCACAACAGCGCGCCUUUGUAAAACGGAAUGUGCUUGGCAAAGCCAAAGUCGACCAUCUUCAAGUACCCGUCGUGGUCGAGCAUGAGGUUCUCCGGCUUCAAGUCGCGGUACGCGACGCCCAGCGUCUGCAAGUAUCGAAACACUUCGACGACGUUGGCAGCGUAGAAGCGGGCGCUGGGCACGUCGAACGCGCCUGUUGACGCAAUGUGAGCAAGUGGCGCAGCGCGUCAUCGACGUACCGCAGACCCCCUUGGGCACCAAAUACGCCUUCUCGUACAGGAGCGACCACAACUCGCCCCCUUGGACAAGCUCCAGGAGCAUGUACAGCUGAUCCGAGUCGCUGAAGGUUUCGUACAGCUUGAGGAUAAACGGGUGGUCGCACUCGGCAAUGAUGCCUUUUUCAUGGAGCACGUUGCGCUGCUGGUGUGUCUCGACAAUGUUGGCUUUUUGCAUGCACUUGAGCGCAAAUGUCUGGCCCGUCGACGUGUGCUUCAUCAUGAGCACUCGCCCGAACGUGCCGGUCCCGAUCGUCUGCACCUUUUCAAAGUCCUACAGCACCGUCGUCGCUUGGAGCUUUCUCACACACGACACCGUACCGCGAGGGAAAACUUUUUGUGCGUCGAGGGCUGAGCUGGCGUCCCCUUGGCAAACGCGGCUUCCUGCAUCGCUUGC